GAUAUGAGAUAUUAAUUUAAUAUACCUGAUAAUAAGUGAACAACUACAGUACACUGUGUGCAUUAAGAGUGGGCAUCAGAGGUUCCCAAUCUAAGUUAACGACACAGUAGAAAACCUCAAGAAAAAAAACAAUCCUGCUAGUCAGAAAGAAAAUAUAAUGUUUAUGAGCUGGAGAUGGAGGGAUUGAGCUGUCCGUCAGUCUGUGUGUGUCAAGUGUGUUUAUGUGGUAAGCAGACCAAUCUCCUAUGGCUGUGUGAGGCUGUCUUGGACCAGGACCCAUAGCGGGAGGCUGGGACACUCCACUGCAGCUCUACAACUCCAGCCUCUAGCCCAGAGCUGUGACUCACACAGAUUACAUCAGCAGGGAGACGUAGUAAAGCGAGUGUGUAGUAGGAGACUACUACUGAAGUUCCUCCAGGGUAUUGACAUUCACAACAGCAUCUAGACACAGAGUGAAGUCGGUGUUCAAACUAGCAGCGUACAUUCUCUUGGGCCAAGAAUCUCUCAAGCAUCACAGACGUUCUACAAACUAGUAUCAGUAGAAAAAGGCUGUGCUGGUCACCGGGAACCUUGUUCUCUGGGAGUGAGUGAGUGAGCGGUGAAGGGACAGCUAUGGCUGUGAGCUUCAUGUCUAGAGUGGAGGAGCUGCUGGCCUCAAGCAGCCAGGUUGUUUGGAGCUUGGCGGAGCAGACCCUCAGAAGGUGGUCCUCUCAGGGGCUCAUGCCAGCCCGCCGCUUCCUACAGACAUGGUGGCAGCUCGGGGAAUUCUAUCGGAUGACGGAGGGCCGGCUAUGCCAGGUGCACCUCCUGGACGACAGGAAGCUGGAGCUGCUGGUCCAGCCAAAGCUCUUGUCCCGGGAUCUGUUAGAUUUGGUGUCCUCACACUUUAACCUGAAGGAGAAGGAGUAUUUUGGACUAUUCUUCAUCGAUGACACUGGUCAGAGUAACUGGCUCCAGCUGGAUCGCAGGGUUCUGGAUCAUGACUUCACUAAAAAGACUGGUCCAAUGGAGCUCAAAUUCCUGGUCAGGUUUUAUAUUGAGAAGAUAACAUUCUUGAAAGAGAAUACAACAGUAGAGCUGUUUUUCCUAAAUGCCAAAUCGUCAGUCUUUAAUGAGAUCAUCGAAGUGGAGAGUGAAAACGUUUUCAAAUUAGCUGCUUACGCCUUGCAGGAGGCCAAAGGAGACUACACAAAUGUUGAAAGCUCCAGAUCGGACCUGAAUACGCUACCAGUUCUACCCACCAGAGUCCUGAGAGAGCACCCCUCCCUGGCUUACUGUGAAGACCGAGUGAUCGAGUGCCACGAGAACCUGAAGGGCCUCAGCAGAGGGCAAGCCAUUGUGCAGUAUUUGGCCUUAGUUGAGUCCCUCCCUACAUAUGGAGUCCAUUAUUAUCCAGUAAAGGACAAACAGGGCCUGCCGUGGUGGCUGGGAGUCAGCUAUAAAGGCAUCGGACAGUACGAUUUACAGGACAAGUUGAAACCUCGGAAGUUGUUUCAGUGGAAGCAGCUCGAUAAUUUGUAUUUCCGUGAGAAGAAAUUUGCAGUGGAGGUGAACGACCCUCACAGAAGGACAGUGUCCAGGCGUACAUUCGGGCAGACCGGAUCGGUCAUCCACUCGUGGUAUGCCAGCCACUCUCUGAUUAAGACCAUCUGGGUCAUGGCCAUCAGUCAGCACCAGUUCUAUUUGGACAGGAAGCAGAGCAAAUCCAAAGUUGCCACAGCCAGAAGUUUGAAUGACAUCACCAUGGACCUGACCGAGAUCAGAGCGCCCAGGAUCAGUAAGCUGUCCAGCUUAGAGAGUAAAGACCAGCUCAUCAUGGCCAGCAACGGAUCCCUCAUCUCAGCAGGAUCAGCAGACUCUGAGGUGAGCGAGGAACAGAAGGAAAAGAUUGCUGACCUGAAGAAGAAACGGAAGGAUCUGCAGGAUACUCUAACUCAGAAACUGGAGGAGCUCAAGAAGAUAUGCCUGCGUGAAGCUGAGCUGACAGGCAGUCUGCCUAAAGAGUACCCUCUAGCCUCGGGUGAGAAGCCCCCCAUGGUCCGUCGGCGCAUGGGGACAGCCUUCAAACUGGACGACCUCUUCCCCUAUGACGCGGAUCCCCACCUGAGGAACCUGGAGAGCAGGUUUGCCCUGCAGCAGAAGAUCGUGGAGGCGGCGAAGAAACUGGCCAACGAGGCUGAGCUCUGUAAGACAGUGAAGAAGAAGAGGAGGAGGAACUGCCUGGACGCCAUGAGGAAGCUGCAUGAGAUUGAGGAGGAGAUUAACGAAUACAGGGUCAAGACGGGCAAGAAGCCCACCCAGAGAGCAUCAAUAAUCAUAGCAGAUGAUGUGAACCCCGCCGAACUCAGCUCCCUGUCCGACAGCCUUACUCUGGACGAUGAUGAGGAUCUGGGAGACCAGAGGCAACGGUCCCGCUCGGUGCAGUACUCUCCCCGGCCCCACCACUCAGACACCCUCAGUCUCCACUACCAGUCUGAUCGACGGGCCUCAGCUCACAACCAGCUCCAGGACCUCGGCACCAACAGCAGAUUAAAUGAUGGCGAAGUCCGGGAACCGUUCCACUACAGUCACGCGGACGCCUUAUCGAGCCACAUCAGCCCUUACAAGCCUGCCUCCAGACAGCCGCGUGACGCACGCAGCAUGCCUCCUACUCCACUCCUCACCCGCAACGCCUACAGCAGUACCCAGAUCAGGUCGGAGGACGGCCCUCAGCAUUUCCGCCAGCGGAGUGGCAGUCUGGAGUCCCAGUCUCAGUUCCUGGUUGAGACUGCGCCCCCGGCACCCGCAUCCGUCUUGGCUCGCCGCAGCAACAGCACGGAGUUCCUGGACGAUGGCUCAUCCUACACCAGCCAGUCCAGCGUGGAGUACACGGCGCCCGGGAACCAUACCCACCGCCCCAGGGACCGACGGCGGGGCAGGAAGGGCAACGUCUAUGCCAACUCGGGCAGCAUGCCCAACCUGGCACAGACUGACGCCCGCUACAACACAUACCAGCCCCCCCGGGCACCGCGACCCACCACCACGGCCUACUACGUGACGGGCUACCCAGAGCCAGAGCCCUACUCUAACGGCGUCUACAUGUACCACAACGAGUUGGAGGGUCACUACAACGUCCACCCCUCUUACAACGCAGCGCCGGCCUACCACGGACAUGAUGCGUACAGCAGUCGCUAUGGUGAUGACGAGACGGACAGUAUGGCCCAGAACCCCUACGCCACGCUGAGGCCGCCCAGGAACCGCCACGCUCCGCCCAGAAUGGAACACGUGACCAGGAACAUCCAGAAGGCGCUGGUGGAGGAGCACCUGAGAGGCUGGUAUCAGCGCAACGCAAGCCACAAGCAGCCACAGGCCUAUGACUACAAUCAGAGGGGUUCCCAUCAGAGCCUGGGCUACCAGACCAUGCCAGCUCCCUACUGCAGGACCAUGUCCUACUCCUCAGUCUCGUCUCAUCAGUCCUCUACAGCAGGAGGCCGGCCCGGUCACCUGGGUGGCGGUAUGGUAGAGUACGACGUGCCCCUGCCCGUGCAGCAGCAUUACCCCUCCUAUGGUACAGCACAUUACGGCACAGCUCACCACCCCGCCUACAGCAGAUCCUAUGUAGAUGUGAACCAAACCGAUCCAUUCAUCAGCAGCCAAACCGAUCCAUUCAACAACAGCCAAACCGAUCCAUUCAUCGGCAGCCAAACCGAUCCAUUCAACAACAGCCAAACCGAUCCAUUCAUCGGCAGCCAAACCGAUCCAUUCAACAACAGCCAAACCGAUCCAUUCAUCGGCAGCCAAACCGAUCCAUUCAUCGGCAGCCAAACCGAUCCAUUCAUCGGCAGCCAAACCGAUCCAUUCAUCGGCAGCCAAACCGAUCCAUUCAUCGGCAGCCAAACCGAUCCAUUCAUCGGCAGCCAAACCGAUCCAUUCAUCGGCAGCCAAACAAACUGCAGCUUGGAUCCAGACGACCCGCGACUUUACUGGCACGAGGGCUCCUCCAAACCUGGAACUAUAGUCUAGCGGUAAGACCCAUCAUGAACUGUCUCAACUUCCACUUUGUGACACUUUCAUGUGCCUUGGACUGCACUUAGCUGUUUUUCUGGAUGGAAGAAGGGACCCAAAGAAUCAAAUAACAACACUAUGGAAUUCACACAGGGAAUGACCUAAAGUCGAUGUACAGCUGAGUUGAGUUCUCCUACACGGAAUUGCUAAAGUGGGUCUACCUGCAUACAGUCAUAGUCUCUGAAAGCAGAAUUACAACACGGUCACCUGAUCUGAAUGUUCUGGAUUGCUAGAUUUUGUGUGUUGGCACUUGUUGCGCACUGAGUUGCACUUGGUGUUGUGGCUGGUUGGAGUAGUCUGAGGGGCUGGGAUGACAGUAGGAGGAUGGAGGACAAUGAACAUGACUUGACCAAUAUAUGGGUAAGCUGUAUGCUCACCAUUACAAUGAAGGAUCUUUCAAACAAUGACAUGUUGAAAUGAAGGAUGGAAAUUGGAUUUUGAGUGUAAGGAUGCCUACCAAUGGUGACCUGCUGAAACAUUCUCCAGUCUCUACCAGUUUCCAGGGCCCAUUCUAUGGUAGCGUUGUUUGUAGCUAUGUACAGCCCUUUGCUAUUCUUUGUUGGUCAGUCUUUUUGCACCAGCCAUUUACAAGUAUUUGGACCUCUCUCAUUCUCAGCAAUUCUAUCAUCUUUACUUCCAAACGCUUCAGUCUAACCAUUAAAGUCUCAACCGUGUCGGCUUUUAUACCUUCAAAGACCAUGUUAACACUUUAUCAAUGACUGUGAUGUUAAUCCUAAGUCCAUUACAGGGCUUAAUUUUGUCUAUACAAUAUUAUUUUUUUUAGUGCUUACUGCAUCCCAUGCUGGAAUGGACUGGUGCUCGCCAUUCCUCUCAAGAAGGAAUUUGUAUGUACCUGUUGAUAAUGUAAAUAGAUUGUAUGGUUCUGUCUGUUUUUAGAGCAUUUUUUUUUGUAUUUUAAGAAGCAUGUAAUAUAUAGUAAACAAUCAAAUAUUAAGCUGGUUCUUAGUUAUUUGUAUAAUUGAAAUGCAUUUGAAUUAAAACAUACAUUUUGAACUAUA
Salvelinus fontinalis (brook trout) is the source of this 5063-nucleotide messenger RNA. Its product is annotated as FERM domain-containing protein 4B-like. Lineage: Eukaryota; Metazoa; Chordata; Actinopteri; Salmoniformes; Salmonidae. Gene Ontology annotation, cellular component: cytoskeleton; adherens junction; bicellular tight junction. The coding region runs from base 613 to 4002 and encodes 1129 amino acids. Gene Ontology annotation, molecular function: cytoskeletal protein binding. The record is from RefSeq and is a predicted model, not a curated record. Gene Ontology annotation, biological process: establishment of epithelial cell polarity. The transcript is spliced from 23 exons.